This is a messenger RNA of Arctia plantaginis, 438 nucleotides long. The record is from the annotation of a GenBank genome assembly. Lineage: Eukaryota; Metazoa; Arthropoda; Insecta; Lepidoptera; Erebidae.
AUGCAGGUUGUAUCAGAUAAUGAUACCUUAGAUCAAAUAGUAAUUUCUCAUGAUAAUGACUUAUCACAUAACAAUAUUUGGCCACCAAAAAGAACUGAGAUUGAAAACCCUCUCGACCCUAUUUCUCAGCCAGAAAAUUUACAUUCACCAAAUGUAAAUGAUUUUGUGCCGACCGUUAGUGACCUGGAGAAUCAAACUGAAAUAGUGGAAGAAGGAAGUGACGUGUGGCAAGAGGCUUCAGAAGUGGGUGGUGAGGAGUUGAUGGCGGAGGAAAAUGUUGUUGACCGGCAUUGUGAAGUGGUGUCUCCUCAUGUCCUUAGACCCGAACAAAAUAUUGAACACCCAGAACCAAGUCAUCAACCAGUUCCCCCGACAUUAACAUGCCUGGAACCAUACAACCUCAGGCCUAGAAAUAAAAAUAUUAAUUAUAAGGUUUAG